Trachymyrmex septentrionalis is the source of this 1234-nucleotide messenger RNA. Its product is annotated as lipase 3-like. Gene Ontology annotation, biological process: lipid metabolic process. Bases 86 to 1234 code for a protein of 382 amino acids. NCBI's taxonomy places the organism in Eukaryota, Metazoa, Arthropoda, Insecta, Hymenoptera, Formicidae. The transcript is spliced from 7 exons. Gene Ontology annotation, molecular function: hydrolase activity, acting on ester bonds. The record is from RefSeq and is a predicted model, not a curated record.
UGGAUAAAGUAAAAGAUAUUGUAGUAAUACCGAGGUGCAUACACUGCAUACAUCGCUUUAAUAAAAGUGACUGUCUACCGAGGAAAUGAUUGCGCACUGGUGUUUUGUCUCGCUGCUAUGUUAUGGAUUCGUCGUUCAAAUAAAUGGUCUAUUUCGCACACGCGGAAUAUUCUCUCCGAAAACCGAUCCCAAUCUAUUGGUCGAAGAUAAAGUAGAACAAAACGGCUACCCUUUUGAACUUCACCAUGUAACAACUGAUGACGGAUAUAUAUUGGCUGUUCAUCGGAUACCUAAUCGCUCGAAUACAACUAUUGAGAAUAAUCGAGUAGUAUUGAUCAUGCAUGGAUUGUUGGGAUGUUCGAUGGAUUGGCUGAUAACGGGUCCGAAUCGAUCACUCGCUUAUCUCCUGGCUGACGAUGGCUAUGAUGUGUGGCUCGGCAACUCUCGUGGAACCACCAAUUCAAAGAACCACACGUACCUUCCCAUAAGCAGCGCUAAAUUCUGGGAUUUCAGCUGGCACGAGAUGGGUAUAUACGAUUUGCCGGCUAUGAUAGACUAUAUAUUAUAUCAAACUGGCCAAAAGCAGCUGUUCUACGUAGGCUUUUCUCAAGGAACAACGCAGUUUUGGGUCCUUGCGUCCCUCAAGCCAGAAUACAAUAAGAAAAUCAAACUUAUGUCAGCUCUAGCUCCUGUGGCUUACACUGGACACAUUGGCGGUUUGCUGAGACCUUUGAGUUAUUUUGCGGAUUAUUUUAAAGGAUUUUACAAGUUCACUGGAUAUUUUGAAAUGUUAGCGAAUACGGAAUUAGAGAAAUUCGUAACACACGUCUUAUGCCAGAAAGACAUUGUCACUCAACCCUUGUGCCAGCUGAUCGUAUCCAUGAUUGGAGGUUUUAGCAUCGGAGAGACGGAUUAUGAGCACUUGGAGGAUUAUCUGCAAUUUGCACCAGCGGGAUGCUCGUUCAAGCAAUUGGUUCACUACGCGUUGGGCAUUCAGAAUCCAGGACAUUUUCGGCCUUACGAUUAUGGCACAUUACCAAAUCUCAAGUUUUACAGGCGAUUCGUUCCGCCGGAGUAUCCCAUGGAAAAAAUCACGGCCCCCGUGAUUUUGUAUAACGGCUUGAAUGAUAUUUUGGCUGCUCCAAAUGUAAUUAAAUGCAUCACUAAUUUGCCGUUGUGUAUACAACAAUUGAACGAAAGGAAGAUAUUCUGUUGUCUUUUCAAUCUUGCAUAA